UCCACGCUGCAGCUGAGACCUGCCACCAUGAAGCUCUUCUCCUGCCUCAUGGCUCUUCUCCUCUUCCUCCUCCAGGCUGUUCCAGGUCUCGGCUUGCCCAAGGACACCCUGCGUUGUCUGGAAUACCACGGCUACUGCUUCCAUUUGAAAUCCUGCCCGAAGCCUUUUGCUGCGUUUGGAACUUGCUACCGGCGUCGGAAAACCUGCUGCAUAGACACGACAUCAAACUUCCACAUUUGUCAAGAGGAGGGGGGUCAUUGUGUGCCCCCAGAAAUCGGAUGCCUGCAAGAACAAGUGGGGCUCUGCCCUCGCAAGGGAUGGAAGUGCUGCACAGAAGUGUGACGAGGACCUCGUGGAAUUGCAGAGAACCACAGAAAUGCAUGGCCAAGAAAACAACUGAGGGGUUUUCUUCUAGUGUU
Molecule: messenger RNA, 419 nt
Organism: Myiozetetes cayanensis
Lineage: Eukaryota; Metazoa; Chordata; Aves; Passeriformes; Tyrannidae
Product: gallinacin-11-like
Exons: 3
Coding region: 28-342 (104 amino acids)
Biological process (GO): defense response to Gram-positive bacterium; defense response to Gram-negative bacterium; innate immune response in mucosa
Cellular component (GO): extracellular region
Molecular function (GO): CCR6 chemokine receptor binding
Source: RefSeq, a predicted model, not a curated record